Molecule: messenger RNA, 741 nt
Organism: Hyalella azteca
Lineage: Eukaryota; Metazoa; Arthropoda; Malacostraca; Amphipoda; Hyalellidae
Product: basic salivary proline-rich protein 1-like
Exons: 1
Coding region: 1-741 (246 amino acids)
Source: RefSeq, a predicted model, not a curated record
AUGGGGAGGAAGGGGGACGUCCCCGCGUCCCCCGGGGGCAGCCAACGUCCCCAGGGGGCAGCCAACGUCCCCAGGGGGCAGCCAACGCCCCCAGGAGGACAGCCAACGUCCCCCGGGGGGCAGCCAACAGGGGGCAGCCAACGUCCCCAGGGGGCAGCCAACGUCCCCAGGGGGCAGCCAACUUCCCCCGGGGGCAACCGACGUCCCCAGGGGGCAGCCGACGUCCCCCAGGGAGCAGCCAACGUCCCCCGGGGGGCAGCCAACGUCCCCAGGGGGCAGCCGACGUCCCCCGGGGGCAACCGACGUCCCCAGGGGGGCAGCCAGCCAACGUCCCCAGGGGGGCAGCCAGCCAACGUCCCCUGGGGGAACCAACGUCCCCCGGGGGGCAGCCAACAUCCCCAGGGGGCAGCCAACGUCCCCCGGGGGCAGCCGACGUCCCCAGGGGGCAGCCGACGUCCCCAGGGGGCAGCCGACGUCCCCCCGGGGGCAGCCAACGUCCCCCUUGGGCCACGGACGUCCCCAAGUCCCCGACGUUACUGGGACUUGGUGUCCCCGACGGCGGGGGAGGCGUCCAAAGUCCCCCUUGGGGCCACGGACGUCCCUAAGUCCCCGACGUUACUGAGACUUCUUGUCCCCGAUGGCGGGGAUGGCGUCGGUCUCGCCCGUGUUGGUCUUCUUGGGGACAUAUUUGGCGGGGGCCUUGCCCGUGUUGCCCGGCCUGCGGGGGGGGAUGGGGAUUAG